GCAAACGCAAAAAGCAGAGAAAGAGAGGAAAAAUCGCGAUCGGCUUCUUCCAGCCACACCCGUCACAGAGUGGCCACUCAAUCGCUGUCGCGUUUCCAUCAGAUUCCCGGUAACGUUUUCCCUUCUUCAGCUUCCCAAUUCCCGCCGGCGAAAUCCUAACCACUAUCGUAGUUUUUCAGUCUCCCGAUUAAUCGAGUUAGGGUUUCGUGCAAUUUUCCCCAUUUUCGUGUUCGGUUACUACUGGGAUUUUGAAGUAGGCGAAGUCUCAGGUCGCAAAAUCAUAUUUUUCCCUGAAACACGUUUCAAGUAAUUGCGUCUGCGUUCUCUGGUUCAAUGCCUUGUUUAUAUGAUUUGUGUUCAAUAUCUAGAAUUGUUGGGUUAAUGUUUAUGCAAAUGUCUCUGUCUCUCUGUGCUUUUGUUAAAAACGAGUUCACAAUGAUAAAGGUAUCGUUUUUAAUUGUUAGGAGUUUUGGAGAACAGAAGUUAAAAAAGAAAUGAGGCCAAAAGCAGUGUGGGAGCCUGAGUAUCACAGAGUGUUUGUUGAUUUAUGUGUGGAGCAAACGAUGCUAGGGAAUAAACCAGGGACACAUUUUUCGAAAGAAGGUUGGAGGAACAUAUUGAUAUCGUUUCAGGAGCAAACAGGCGCCAUGUACGAUAGAAUGCAGCUUAAGAACCAUUGGGAUACAAUGAGCAGACAGUGGAAAAUAUGGCGUAGACUCGUUGAAACUAGUUUUAUGAAUUGGAACCCUGAGAGCAACAGGUUUCGUGCAACUGAUGAUGACUGGGCUAACUAUUUACAGGAGAAUCCUGAUGCUGGGCAGUAUCGGUUGAGUGUUCCGCAUGAUCUCAAGAAGCUAGAGAUUCUCUUUGCGGGUUGUAAUGUAGAGGUGAAAAAUGAUGAAGUCUCGGGUGUAAGGAAGAGGCGAAGAAGUUGUUACGAGGAAGAAGAUGAAGAUAACCAAAGCAUGUGUAGUUCAUCUAACCCUCAAACAAAAGGGUAUUGGUCUCCGUCUACACAUAAGCUGUUUCUUGAUCUGUUGGUUCAAGAGACUUUAAAGGGAAAUAGACCCGACACUCAUUUUAACAAGGAAGGGUGGAAGACGAUUCUGGGGACUAUUAAUGAAAAUACCGGCCUUGGUUAUACGAGACCGCAGCUGAAAAACCACUGGGAUUGCACUAGGAAAGCUUGGAAGAUCUGGUGUCAACUCGUUGGAGCAAGUAGCAUGAAAUGGGAUCCUGAAUCUCGUAGCUUUGGUGCAACAGAAGAGGAAUGGCGAAUCUAUAUUCGGGAAAACCCAAGAGCAGGACAAUUCCGCCACAAGGAAGUUCCUCAUGCUGAUCAACUUGCAAUCAUUUUCAACGGAGUGAUAGAACCUGGAGAGACAUACACUCCUCCUUCGCGUUCGCGCAAGAAGCUCCUCCACAAUCGUUCUGAAUCACCACAAUGGCGUGACACAACUCCAUUAUCAAAGAUGCACGUAGAUGAAGCAGAAACCUCCAGGCAAAAUGGUUGUUAUGCAGAGUCUCAAGAAGAUCGGAUAGACAGUGAAAACGCUCAACCAUUGGAUGAUAUGAAGUUAAUGAAUGACGUUAUGUUGCAGGAAAGUCCGGUAUUCGUUGAGAUUGAAUCGGCAAAGCCGAUGUACAGCAUUGGAGAAUGCAUUAAAAGCCUCAACGCAAUUGAAGAGGUCGAACAAGGUAGUGAGCUCUACAUGUUUGCGUUGGACCUGUUUCUGAAGAGAGAGUAUAGAGAGAUCUUCUUAGAGCUGAAGAAGCCCAGUUUGAGAAUCGCAUGGUUGCAGAGACUUCAAUCUACUUCAUUUCCUAUUCCUACUACAACAUAGGUUCAAGUGUAUUUUACAAGCCAUCCUUUUUGUACUCUGACCUCUGUCUCUGUCUGAUGUUAUACCCAAAAGAAUCGUUCUUUGUUAGUUCUAUGAAUAUGGAUUAUAUAAAAACAGACAGGUAGAGAAUCAUGUUGAUGAACCUUUGAAUUGCCUAAUUCUUAAGUGGUUUGUGUUAGAAUUGUUCUCACUUUCAUUCAUUAGGAGAAGAUAUUUAGCAUUUAGUUCUAUGCAUAUUAC
Messenger RNA from Arabidopsis thaliana (thale cress), 2084 nucleotides. Its product is annotated as Myb/SANT-like DNA-binding domain protein. The coding region runs from base 495 to 1844 and encodes 449 amino acids. Gene Ontology annotation, cellular component: nucleus. The record is from RefSeq and is marked reviewed. NCBI's taxonomy places the organism in Eukaryota, Viridiplantae, Streptophyta, Magnoliopsida, Brassicales, Brassicaceae. The transcript is spliced from 3 exons.